Messenger RNA from Tetrahymena thermophila SB210, 2676 nucleotides. RefSeq names its product Serine/Threonine kinase domain protein. Gene Ontology annotation, biological process: protein phosphorylation. Gene Ontology annotation, molecular function: protein kinase activity; ATP binding. The record is from RefSeq and is a predicted model, not a curated record. The transcript has 3 exons. NCBI's taxonomy places the organism in Eukaryota, Ciliophora, Oligohymenophorea, Hymenostomatida, Tetrahymenidae.
AUGGAUUUACUUAUAGAGUAUUUCAAGGGAUUGAAUAUUUAGUAAGGCGAAGAUCCUGAUUAAAAAGAAGUUAUUUUAAUAGAUUAGUUUAUCGCUGAUAACAACCAAUUGUACGAAUUUAAGUCAAAAGAGCAUACCACAUUGACUUAGGAAAUUCUCUACAAAAGGAUUUGUAAUAGGGAAUGGCUUUAGUCUUCGAAUUCCAUAAAUUUACUUAAGAUUCUAUAGAUAAUUCGUUUGUUAUCUAGAGAUGCAAACAUAUUGAAAUUUUUAAUGCAUGAGUUGAAGAACAUUCUUGAAAUAUUAACUGAAAUUAUAGCUGAUUCUUCAUCAAAAAUAACAGGAUAAGUUGGUGAAGAAGAAGGCAUUAAGGAUAUUUAAGAAAUAAACACAGCCAUAUCAAUCAACAUAGAGAUUAUUCGUAUUUUUAAAAGACUCAAUUGUCCUGAAAUCUAUGAAAACAGGAGAGUGUUUACCAAUGUAAUUGAUUUGAUUUCAGUUAACAAUUCUUUGCUUCUUAAAACUCUACUUGAUUUCAUACUGCAUUUCUUUUAGUUUAUCCCUGAUUAAAUGAGAGAGUUCUAUAUAUCUGAAUUCGGCUAGAUUUAUUACAUAGGAAAAUUGCUUUUUGUAUGUGAAAAAUAUGACGAAUCUUUCAAAAUGUCAGCUAUAAAUAUUUUAACUAAGUUAAUGAAUAACUAAAUAAUAAGCGAUAAUUUCAGAAGAAUCCAAGGAAUUGGAACUCUCAUAUAAGAACUAAAAAAAGCUAAAUCACUGAAUCUAAAAAUUUGUAUAUUAAAUUGCAUGUAUCAAUUGCUUUAAAAAACAGAAAUUGUUUAUGACUUCAAAGUGUUUGGAAUAGUCCCAAUCCUUCUUAAUAUUUUAAAAAAUGGUAAAAACUUCAUGGAAGUUCUAUUGACUAUUGACAUUCUCAGCUUGCUUAUUAUGGAUGAUGAUCUUUCUGUUAAAAUUAUUAAUUCUGGUCUUCAAAGCGUCACUAAAUUCUUGAUAGGCUGCCAUCCCAUGAGAAAAAAGAAAUUGAUAUUUGAAGACAUCAAACCCGAAUAAUUAAAUGAAGCAAUAUUUGAACUAGAGUUAAGAUGCUUUAAGCUCCUAAGAUUCCUUUUUUCAAUUGAAAAAAAUAGAAAAAUCUUCAAGCUCCUCUUUCCAACAAAAUUGUUUACCACAUUCAUUGAUAUCGGAAACUAUUAGAAAAACUACUCUAAAUAUAAAAACUUGGCUGAAGAAUUUAAUCUUUUAAAAGAAGAUGAACUGCUCAAAAUUGAGAAGAAUUUAGUAGAAAUAGAUAAAGAUUUAGCUAUUACAAAUGACUCAAAGGCUAAAACUAUGACAUAGUUUGGAUCUUAUACAUUAGUAGAAAUGAUUGGAAAAGGCGCUUUUGGUACUGUUUAUUUGGUUAGAAAAGGAGGUAACAAGUAUGCAUUAAAGCAAAUACCUUUUUCUAAUGUAGAUCUUAGAGAUAAGGAUGGUAAACCACAAGAAGAAGUCAAGAUAAAUGAGAAUAAUUUAGAAGAAUAUUUUAAGGAAGUAAAGAUAUAUAAAACACUUAAACAUCCUAAUAUUGUAACUUACUACGAAUCUUUCAUAGAAGAUGAUUGUCUGUGUAUUGUUAUGGAAUUCGUGGAGGGCUUUAAUCUUUCAGAAUUGAUUAAAUUACAAAUAGAAAAGCAAGAUCAUUUCAGUGAAAAGCAAAUAUGGAAGGUUGUUGUAAAUCUCUCUUCUGUUUUAAAAUAUUUACACUAUGAUAAAAAAAUAGUUCAUAGAGAUUUAAAUCCUGCUAAUAUUAUGAUUGACAAUGAAUUUAAUGUUAAGCUAGCAGAUUUUGGUUUAGCAAAAACAUUAAAUUAAUCUGUCAAUAUGCUUUAGUCAUUUGUCGGAACUUUGAUGUAUUCUUGUCCAGAAAUCGUUCAAAACAGACCAUAUUCUGAAAAGGCUGAUGUAUGGUCUUUUGGGUGUGUUUUGUAUGAGCUGAUGAUGCUAAAGCCUCCCUUUUAAAGCGGCAAUCCUUUAAUGCUGGCCAAAAAGAUAGUGGACUUGGAAUAUGAAGCUAUUACUAAAGCCAAUGCACCUCAAUACUCCUAAGAGCUUAUAGAAAUAGUAAGUAGGUGCUUGACAGUAGAAGAAAAGGAACGACCAAGCAUCUUAGAAAUACUUUCUUCAAUUUCUAGUUAACUGGUUUAGCAUAUAGAUCUACUGAAAGAUAAGGAGCAGUAUUUGAACUAGGAAAUUAUUCUUUUAACUAGAAAAAUGAACCAAAAAAAAGCGAACGAUUUCUCUAUUUUCGAUAAUGAUAAAAAAAAACCAUUGAUUAAAAUAGAACCAAGCAAUUUGCAUAAAAUAGAGGAUGAUCCUAUCAGCAAGUUCCUCUCGAUUAUAUAAAAGAUUUCAUACAUAGCCAAUUACUCCUCCCUCCAAAAAAAUAAUUAUAAAAAAUUCUUAGUAGAUCUUUUUUAUAAUAAAGUCAUUUUAAAUAAAGAAGAGAAUGCCCAUUACACUCUUAAAUCAGAAAUAUAACAUAUUCUUAAUUUAUCUAAGAGCAACGUGCAAUCUCUAAAUAUUAAAUUUGACAUUAACUAAAAAUAGCACCAAAAUGUUUCGUACGAGAACCUUUACUUUUACAUAGAAGAACUGUAUAGCAGUUUCUAAAAGUAAUGA